GCUACAAUUUCAUUGCUAGUUGGUGACGAUGCAUCAGCUGGCUGGUAACCUCUUUCUCGUUGAUUGCUUCGCUAUUAUUGCAUUGAGUUGCUUCACACUUCUGGGACUUGCUCAGCUGCCUAAGUUGCCCCAACAGGAAGUUAUCACUAUGAGGGAUCCUCCUUUCGAGACUGCCGAAAGCGCUUUAUAUGCAUAUAAGCGCUUUUGUUACAAACAUGUUCGAAUUUUAUCGACAAUCCAAGUGCUUCCCGAAGAAGAGUUAGGUGCUUCUCAAUGCAAAAGGCACUAAAAAGUUUUGUUGUCAAUCGUAAUCUGAAGUGCUUUCAGUCGUUAGAACCUUCCAUAAGCAAUCUAGAGAAUAUAUAAGCUCCUUUAUCAAAAUUGCAUCUAGUCUUGGCAUUCACUCAUUGAUUGUUUACAGUAUUGAUAUGCUACAGCUAUGAUGCUUAUAGUAUUGUUUGAGUUUGGAUGCCUUUUAGUUGAUGCUCUCCAAGAAAUCGCUACCACGAUGGGUGCAAAAUAUUGGACUUUUAACGCCGAUGCUUGCCGAAUUGAAACCGUGGGUCUAACAAAGAAGCAACCGAAGGGAUCCCAGGCAAAUACUGAUUGUGAUUGCAACUUUGAGAACAGCACUGUUUGUCAUGUUGCAACGCUAACGCUCAAGGGUUACAGUUUACCUGGGUUGCUUCCGCCUCAACUCGUCAAGCUUCCUUACCUUCGAAAAAUUGAUUUUGCUUACAACUAUCUCAGUGGUACAACACCGCAGGAAUGGGCUUCAACGAAACUAACUUAUAUCUCUGUUCUUGUCAAUCAGUUAUCGGGGCAAAUCCCAAAGGAUUUAGGAAAGAUUACCACUCUGACAUUCCUGAACCUUGAGGGGAACCAAUUUUCUGGUAUUGUUCCUACUGAGCUUGGGAAUUUGGUUAAUUUGCAGACUUUGAUGCUUUCCUCCAAUCAGCUGACUGGAUACUUGCCAGAGGCGUUUUCUGGGCUAAGGAUGUUAAAAGAUUUCCGAAUAAAUGAUAACAACUUUAGUGGAACACUACCCGAUUGGGUACAGAAUUGGAAAAAACUCACAAGAUUGGAAAUGCAUUCGAGUGGACUGGAAGGACCGAUUCCAUCUAAUAUUUCUCUCUUGAACAAUUUGGAAGAGUUGAGAAUUAGUGACACAAAUGGACCAUAUCAGGAAUUUCCUUUGCUGAGAAAUAUGACAAGCCUAGUAAGAUUGGUUUUGAGGAACUGCAAUAUUUCCGGAGAAAUCCCCGCAUAUAUCUGGUCCAUGAAGAAUCUAGAGAUGUUGGAUGUCAGUUUCAACAAGUUAGCAGGCCAACUUCCAUCCACGAUAGGAGCUGAGCGUCUAAAAUUUGUCUUUUUGACUGGCAACCUGCUAAGUGGAAACGUGCCAAGGUCAAUCUUGCGAGAUGGAAGUAAUGUUGAUUUGUCGUACAAUAACUUCACAUUUCAAGGCCCUGAGAAACUGGAUUGCAAAAAAUACUUGAAUCGAAGUCUAAAUUUGUAUCGGAGCUCUUCAGAGAAGAACAACUUAAGGGGAAUUCUUCCAUGCUUGAAGAAUUUAAAGUGCCCACGAUAUUCAAACUGUAUGCAUAUUAAUUGUGGUGGGAGUGACAUAAUUGUCGAGGACGAGAAUAACGCGAACGUCAUGUUUGAAGGAGAUGGAGGAGUUGAAGGUGGCAGUGCUAAAUAUUAUAGGAACGAGAAAAGUAUGUGGGGAUUUAGUAGCACCGGAGACUUCAUGGAUGACUUCGAGCUGCAGAAUACACACUACUCUGUAUCUCUAGAAUCUUCCAAUCUUUCUGAGCUAUAUACAACAGCACGCGGAUCUCCGCUUUCACUUACUUAUUUCCACUAUUGUUUAGAAAAUGGGAUUUACACUAUAACUCUCCACUUUGCGGAGAUUGAAUUCACUAAUGACAAGAGAUACAUUAGUCUUGGGAGGCGAAUUUUCGAUAUCUAUGUUCAGGACAAGUUGGUGUGGAAGGAUUUCAAUAUUGAACAUGAGGCAGGCAUGGCACAAAAGAGAUUAGUUAAGCGAGUAGAUAAUGUCAAUGUGACAAGUAACGUCUUAGAGAUCCGGUUCUACUGGGCUGGAAAAGGGACAACAAGGAUUCCGGAGAGAGGACACUAUGGUCCCCUCAUAUCAGCUGUCUCUGUGGUUUCCAACUUUAAACCGUGUACAAAUGGUGGAAUUGUGCGAACCAUUUACAUCAUUGCCGGUGUUGUUGGGGGAAUCUGCCUAACACUAUUCAUACUAGCAAUCCUUUGGUGGAAAGGAUGUUUGCGAGGAAAAAGAGGGAGACAAAAAGAUCUUCUUGGACGAGAUAUGCAGAUGGGGACUUUUACUUUGAAACAAAUAAAAGCUGCUACUAAUGACUUUGAUUCUGCUAAAAAGAUUGGAGAAGGUGGCUUUGGUCCUGUCUACAAGGGUCACUUACCUGAUGGUUCAUUGAUAGCAGUUAAGCAGCUGUCAUCCAAUUCAAGGCAAGGAAAUCGUGAAUUUUUAAACGAGAUGGGCAUGAUAACUUGUUUGCAACACCCGAAUUUAGUGACACUGCAUGGAUGCUGUAUUGAAGGGGAUCAAUUAUUACUGGUGUACGAAUACAUGGAAAACAAUAGUCUUGCGAAUGCCUUAUUUGGCCAGGAGAACCGGAUAAACCUGGACUGGGCUACAAGGGUUAAGAUCUGUACCGGGAUAGCAAGAGGUUUAGCUUUUCUGCAUGAAGAAUCAAGACUCAAGAUUGUUCACAGAGACAUAAAAACCACCAAUGUGCUGCUGGAUGGGGAUUUGAACCCUAAAAUAUCGGAUUUUGGAUUGGCUAAACUUUAUGAUGAAGAGAAAACACACGUCAGCACCAAAGUUGCAGGAACCAUAGGAUAUAUGGCCCCAGAAUAUGCGUUAUGGGGUCACUUGACCUACAAGGCAGAUGUUUACAGUUUCGGAGUUGUUGUGUUGGAAAUUGCUAGUGGAAAGAAGAACAGUUAUGUGCCAAGUAACGCUUGUGUCUCUCUCGUUGACUGGGCCAAUCAGUUGCAACAAGGUGGAAACUUGAAGGAGCUGAUAGAUGAGAGCUUAGUGAGUGAAGUCAAUGACAAAGAAGCAGAAGUAAUGGUUAAAGUCGGUUUGCUGUGCACGAAUGUUUCUCCGUCACUUAGGCCUACCAUGUCCGAGGUGGUGAGCAUGCUUGAAGGACAAACAACAGUCCCAGACACGAAGCCAGAAGCAAGUAUUAUGCACUGUGAAGAUUUGAGGCUCAAGGCCGUGAAAGAUCGACAUCAUCAAGGGCAAGCACAAAGUUCAAGUGGAAGCCAAUCCGAGAAUUUGGCAACUUCUAGUACAGGUUUGCUCUUCCUCGCCAUGAAUCGAGUUCAAUCAAAUUUGAAUCAAGAUCCUGAGGACAUCAUGCAUAGUAGCAGUCUAGCUAGUUGUCUAUCCUUCUCUUGUAAUUUUUUCAUACUAAUUGUUGCGAGUUUCUUUAGCAAAUACAUAUGCUCUUCCUUAAAAAAAAUACUAAAUAUUUAGAACGCUUGUUUGACUAGGAUAUCUUUCACACCAAAGAUGUGUAUUUAUAAGCAAGCAGUCUGCAUGGUAUCGUAUUAUUCUCGUUCUUGACUAAUACAUAAGGAAUGAAAAAUUGGGUUUCAAGUUGAAA
Molecule: messenger RNA, 3668 nt
Organism: Pyrus x bretschneideri (Chinese white pear)
Lineage: Eukaryota; Viridiplantae; Streptophyta; Magnoliopsida; Rosales; Rosaceae
Product: probable LRR receptor-like serine/threonine-protein kinase RFK1
Exons: 24
Coding region: 440-3538 (1032 amino acids)
Biological process (GO): protein phosphorylation
Molecular function (GO): protein binding; ATP binding; protein kinase activity
Source: RefSeq, a predicted model, not a curated record